AUGGCCUCUAGUAAAGUCAUACUCGAUGUUGGUGGUGAAAAAUAUACGACUUCAAUUGAUACAUUAACAGCACGUGAACAAAAUACUUUCUUUACAGAUCUUUUUGCACGUCAAUGGCAAGCUGAACGUGAUCCGAAAGAUGAUAGUAUUUUUAUUGAUCGUAAUGGUAAACUUUUUACUCAUAUUCUUGAAUAUUUAAGAUCAGGUACAAUAUCAAAUAAUAUUAAAACUGAUGAAACACUUCGACAAAAUCUUGUUAUGGAAGCAAAUUUUUUUCGUUUACAAAAACUAAUAAAUCUCUUAGCAAAACCAACAUUUCCUGGUAGUACUCUUUUGGAAAAUUAUGAACAUAAAGAAAAAUUAAAUGAAUUUUAUGGUAAACCUGAUCAACAAUGGGAAUUAAUUUAUAAAGCAUCACGGGAUGGUUUUACUAACGAUGCAUUUCAUAAAAAAUGUGAUGGAAAAGGUCGUACUAUUACUAUUAUUCAAUUCGCUGAAAAAUUUCUUUUCGGAGGUUAUACAUCAAUCCCAUGGAGUACAAAUGUAGGUCCUAGAAAAGAUACACAAGCAUUUUUAUUUACAUUAACAAAUCCUCAUAAUAUUCCACCUACAAAAUAUCCAAUUAAUCCUGCUAAGACUUUAAAUGCAGUUUAUCAUUUUCAUUCACAAGGUCCUAGUUUUGGUGAUAAUGCUGAUAUAAUGGUAUUAAAUAACAAUAAUUUAACUAAUGUACAACCUAGAAGUUUUACAAAAUUUCCAAUUUCAUAUACAGAUACAACUGAACAUGGUGAUAAAACGUUUACUGGCAAUCGUGAAUUUACUACAUGUGAAAUUGAAGUAUUCAAAAUCGCUUAA
This is a messenger RNA of Adineta steineri, 855 nucleotides long. The record is from the annotation of a GenBank genome assembly. NCBI's taxonomy places the organism in Eukaryota, Metazoa, Rotifera, Eurotatoria, Adinetida, Adinetidae.